AUGCUCUGCGAGCACAGAGGUCACCCGCGCCGGUGUCUCCCCACGUGUGUAGUGCACUAAGGGCAUCAUGAUUUAGAGAUGGGGGCUCGCGUGACCCGCGCCUUCAGGAACUUCAACGUGGAGAACCGAGCGGAGCGGGAGAUCAGCAAGAGGAAGCCCUCCAUGGCACCCAAGCACCCUUCCACCCGCGGCCUCCUGCGAGAGCAACUGAGUCAGUUUCCAGAAAUCGAAGAAGACGUUUCUAGAAAAGAUAACAAGCUGCUGUCAUUACUAAGAGAUGUAUAUGUGGAUUCCAAAGAUCCGGCGCCUUCCUUGCUGGUAAAAAAUGUUAUACCACAGAAGGAACCAGAGGAAUUCAGACUGCCGAUAGGAAAUCACUUUGAUAAGAAUCUCAUGGACAUUCCCAAAGGCAAGGUUACGGUUGUGGAGGCAUUGACCCUUCUCAAUAACCAUAAACUCUCUCCAGAAACAUGGACCGCUGAGAAAAUCGCCCAAGAAUACCAUUUAGAACUGAAGGAUGUAAAUUCUCUUCUCAAAUAUUUUGUUACUUUUGAAGUCAAAGUCUUUCCUCCUGAAGACAGGAAAGCAAUACAAUCCAAAUGAAGAAAAUCACAAAACAAUUUCCUGUGGGCACUCCCAAGCUCCCUGUCCUUGUUUUUCAUGUAUUCAAUUAUACAAGUUACUGUGAGUUGAAGACCAUAACGUUGAGAGCUCUUUGACCUCUUCAGGGUUGUUCAUAUAAUUUUUUUUUAAAUUUAUGUAUGUGUAGUUCCUGGGUAUAUGUUGGCAGUAUUGAUCAUGUGACCCAAAUCAUUCAAUAUUAAGUUUUACUUUCCAGUUGAGGUUGGUUUGUUCUUUGUAGGAGACAUUGAAAUCAAGAACCCUCCUGACUCCUAUGGGACUGGCAUUGUGUUAGAGACAGAUAAUCAGCAGGGAGACACAGUGACUGUAUUUCCCAAGUGAAGAAAGAGGAGACUGAGUGCAAAGGAAGGAAAAUAUAUAUUACUACUCUAGAGAUUAAAAAAAUCUAUGAGGUUUUCUAAAAUGUUUUAAAUUGGUUAUAAAUAUGAAAUCACUUUUUAGAAGAAUUAGUAGUGUCUGUGACUUGCUAGCUGUCUCUUUUGACAAAUAGAAAUACAUAACUUGAAGAGUUUUCUGAGAGGCAAUACUUAAGGCUAUUUGAGCAAAUAAUUUAGAAAUGAGAGAAAUAAGAGGAUCCAAUUUGAUAACCAAAUGUUUCUACCUGUUUUCAUUCUAGGAGAAAAAAUAGCUAGUAGAAGUAUAAAAUAAAUCCCUGAGUGGACCUAGGAAGUUACCAAUUCAUUCACUUAAACUCUGGAGCCUGACACAUUCAAGUAAUAGAAUCUCAGAUGAGGUAAUAUGAGUGUGGCUCAUUCUGGCAUGUUAUACCUGUAGGUUCUUGGCUGUACUGUUUGACCUCUCUGAAAUUGAAUUUCUAUAAAAGUAUAACUGCCUUAUGUAAAUUUCAAGACAGCAGUGAAGAUAAAUGACAAAAGACCAGGCAAAUACAAAGUCUUGUAGUUAAAAAUGGGUGUAAAACAUACAAUGGAGUUGUCUGUAGUUUAUGAUGCAAGGAAACCAGAAUUUAGGGUCUCAGAAUCCUACUAGUACUUUUACUUAUUCUACCAAAAUGAAACACUUCAAGAAGACAGAAUGGAGUUGGAAUUGGGCUUGUCCAUAUUCUUUCAAGGGAAUACACAGACAUCCUUGCCUCGAGAUUCCCCUGGAAAUGAUAUGGAAGAUGAGAGGAAUCCAGCAUGGUGAUGGAGGAAGGCAGAUGUAACAGCAGAGAUGGGAGAUGAAUGGAAAGUUUGUAAGCUUUUUCAGAUCUAGUUCCAGUGAAUAAAGUACCUACUUAUUUGUAGUUCAAUACAGAAGUUUAAGAGAACAUGCUAAUUCUAAUCAUUGCAAAUUAUAUUGGAAAAUGCAGUCAAAACCAUCUUUAAUUCAAAAUGAAUAUGUGAAUCAGUAGUACUGACUCAUGUUUCCUGGGUGGCUAGCAGAUGUAAAUAUGGUUUCUUCUCUGGUAUCACACAA
Messenger RNA from Arvicanthis niloticus (Nile rat), 2058 nucleotides. The record is from RefSeq and is a predicted model, not a curated record. NCBI's taxonomy places the organism in Eukaryota, Metazoa, Chordata, Mammalia, Rodentia, Muridae.